Molecule: messenger RNA, 1038 nt
Organism: Closterium sp. Yama58-4
Lineage: Eukaryota; Viridiplantae; Streptophyta; Zygnematophyceae; Desmidiales; Closteriaceae
Source: the annotation of a GenBank genome assembly
AUGUGUUGGCUUCAGUGUGCGCCCCCAGCAGCCUUGGCACUGCUUGUUGCCAAACCUGGAGGCGAGGCUUGGGCAGCCGCAAACAAGGGAGCUCGUGACGGAAGCCAAGGGUCGGAAGAGCAGGCUCGGCAGCAGCGGCUGGGGAAGCAGUCAGAGCGGGCAGCGGAGCGGAGGAGGAAGGCACGUGCGAGUGAUUUUGUACUGAGGAAGGCGUAUGCUGACAUCCGAGAGGAGUACGUGGUGGCUCGCAAGGAGAUCGGCAGCGGGCAGUUUGGCAUCAUCCGCAAGUGCGUGCAGCGCCACACCGGGCUGACCUUCGCCUGCAAGACGAUCGCCAAGGCGGGCAUUCUGACGGCGGAGGAUGCGGAGGACGUGCGCAACGAGGUGGGGUUCCUGGAGGAGCUGCGCGGCCACCCGCACAUCGUGGCGGUGCAGGCCACGUUUGAGGACGAUGACAACAUCCACAUCGUCAUGGAGCUCUGCAAGGUCGGCGACCUCUUCGACCGCAUCAAGCUGCGCGGCCGCAUGCCCGAGCCCGCCGCUGCCGCCAUCUGCAAGUCGCUGGUGGGCGUGCUGCUGCACUGCCAUGCGCGUGGCGUGCUGCACAUGGACGUGAAGCCCGAGAACGUGCUCAUGUGCCACCGCCUAGACGAUACCCACAUCAAGCUCAUCGACUUUGGCGUCGCCACACGCUUCACUCCAGGCGUGCCGUGCCGCGAGGUGCUGGGCACACCCGAGUACAUCGCCCCGGAGGUGCUCAAGGGCUCGUAUGGCCCGCCCGCUGACCUGUGGAGCGCCGGUGUGGUGCUCUAUGUGAUGCUGGCGGGGGCGCCCCCCUUCUGGGAGCGUGCGAGUAAGACGCUCAAGGAGUCCAUUCUGGGGGAUGACGUGCCCUUCUCCCAAAGCAAGUGGGGCGACCGGUCGGCGGAGUGCAAGGAGCUUAUAAGGAGGAUGCUUGACAAGGAUCCGGCGACGAGGAUAAGUGGCAAGGAGAUUCUUGAGCACCCAUGGAUCAAGAUGCACACCAGUGCCAGUUGA